AUGUAUGUUCGAAAAGUUUUAUUAAGAAAAUUUCUUCGCCAUGAAUUUGACAUUUUCAUAAAUUGCUUUUUACAACAAUCAAGAAAUUUAGUUAUACCUAAAUGUCAACAUUUACGUGCAUAUUCAUUAUCAAGUAGUGUACUCACACGAUCAAGCAAUAAUUCGUAUACAAUUCGUGGUAUGGGACAGAGUUCGAAAGGUGGAAAUGAUGGUUCAGGCAAGAUUCCAUUUCUUUGCCCAAAAUGUGGUGAUAUUUGUACACAUAUUGAAAGUCUUGUCUCUUCAACAAGAUUUGUAAAAUGUGAAAAAUGCAGUCAUUUUUUUGUUGUUUUAUCUGAAAAUGAAGGAACAAAAAAAAUUAAAGAAGAUAAAACCAAGAAACGACCACCAUUACCAACACCAAAAAAGAUUUAUGAAUUUCUUAAUAAAUAUGUUGUUGGUCAAGAAAAUGCAAAAAAAGUCAUGUCAGUUGCCGUUUAUAAUCAUUACAAACGUUUGUAUAAUAAUUUACCAUCUGCAAAUACUACGAAAUCUCAACGAAAUGUAUCUGAACCUACUAAUGGUCUUAGUACAAAUUUAUCAAAUCAACAACGUUUUCUUUUUCAUAUUGGUAUACCGUUUCAUACCGUCCCAUUUGAUGGUUCAAAUACUAACUCGUCAUUCAAUUCAAAUAAUAAUGAAGAAUCAAAACAUGGAAGUUAUGUUAUAAAUAAUGAUAAAUACGAUAUUAAACUUGAAAAAAGUAAUAUUCUUAUGCUUGGUCCAACUGGUUCAGGUAAAACACUACUUGCACAAACAAUUGCAAAAUGUCUUGAUGUACCAUUUGCUAUUUGUGAUUGUACAACACUUACACAAGCAGGUUAUGUUGGAGAAGAUGUCGAAUCUGUUAUUUCUAAAUUACUUCAAGAUGCUAAUUAUAAUGUUGAACGAUGUCAACAAGGUAUUGUAUUUUUGGAUGAAGUCGAUAAAAUUGGUAGCGUACCAGGUAUUCAUCAACUUCGUGAUGUCGGUGGUGAAGGUGUACAACAAGCUUUAUUAAAAAUGCUUGAAGGUACUAUAGUUAAUGUACCGGAAAAAAAUUCAAAAAAAAUGCGCAGUGAAACAGUACAAAUUGAUACAACAAAUAUAUUAUUUGUUGCAUCAGGUGCAUAUACAGGUCUAGAUAAAAUCAUAAGUCGACGAAAAAAAGAAAAAUAUCUUGGUUUUGGUACAACAUCAAAUGAAGCACCAUCACGUCGUCGUGCAACACAAUUAGAUUUAUUUGAACAAAAUGAUGAUAAUGAUGCUAGAAUUGAAGAAGAAAAUUUAGAACGUGAUAAAUAUUUACAAGAAUGUGAAUCUCGAGAUUUAAUUGAAUUUGGAAUGAUUCCUGAAUUUAUCGGCAGAUUACCAAUAAUAGUCCCAUUUCAUAGUUUAAAUGAAGAUAUGCUUGUACGAAUAUUAACUGAACCUCGCAAUGCUUAUAUACCACAAUAUCAAGCUUUGUUUAAAAUGGAUAAGGUACAAUUAGAUUUUACCGAUGGUGCUCUCCGCUCAAUAGCUAAAAAAGCUUUACACCGAAAAACUGGUGCUCGUGGUCUUCGAUCAAUACUGGAACGCAUUUUACUCGAACCGAUGUUUGAUGUUCCCGAAUCUGAUAUUGUGGGUGUUCGAGUUGAUGAAGAAGCUGUUAAAGCAAAUAAAUUUCCUGAGUAUAUUCGUUCACGUUCAACAACAUCUACUGAUGGUCUUCAUGAAAGCUUAUCAACAUCAGAUGAAAAUAAAAAUACAAACGAUAAUGAUAAUAAAAUUUCCAUGCCAACCGGUUAA
This is a messenger RNA of Rotaria sp. Silwood1, 1809 nucleotides long. NCBI's taxonomy places the organism in Eukaryota, Metazoa, Rotifera, Eurotatoria, Philodinida, Philodinidae. The record is from the annotation of a GenBank genome assembly.